UCCGUAUCCUUCCCAUGGUUCCUCGCUAGGUGAACGUGAUUGGCGCAGCGCUCGGUUUGAAUUUCGCGGUUGAGAAUGAUGUUGAAGGACUCUCCACUUGUUUUACCUCCUCUCCGGGACGGGGACCCUCAACUACCCGACGAAUGGAGGCUUUACCGUCUGGAGACCCGGAUCUCGACCUUCAGCAACUGGCCCUUCACCGAGGGCUGCGCCUGUACCCCAGAGCAGAUGGCUGAAGCCGGCUUUAUUCACUGCCCCACGGGGAACAGCCCGGACGUGGCUCAGUGUUUCUUCUGCCUGAAGGAGCUUGAAGGCUGGGAGCCGGAAGACGACCCCAUGGAGGAGCACAGGAAGCAUUCGCCCGGCUGCCUCUUCAUCAGCCUUAAGAAAAAGCCCGAAGCGCUGACGCUCAGCGAAUUCCUUAAACUGGACAAGGAGCGGGUGAAAAUCAAGAUGCAAAAGAAGAUGAGCCUCCAUAUUGAAAUGUUCCAGGCCAAGGCCAACACCGUGCGGAGCUCCUUAGAAAAACUGGAUGGAGACGAAGUGGCGUGAUUUUUAUCUCCUUUCCCCUACGGACGCGUGUUCCUGCGUCGCGGGUUACCCGUUUUUAAUUGGGCGACACGUUUAAAACGCAGACUUCAU
Molecule: messenger RNA, 642 nt
Organism: Spea bombifrons (plains spadefoot toad)
Lineage: Eukaryota; Metazoa; Chordata; Amphibia; Anura; Pelobatidae
Gene: BIRC5
Product: baculoviral IAP repeat containing 5
Exons: 4
Coding region: 76-552 (158 amino acids)
Source: RefSeq, a predicted model, not a curated record